CUAUUAUUUUUCAAAAACAUUGUUAGGUACUUUGAAAACUAGGUAAGAAAUUGAAAAUUAUUCAUUUGCUACACUGUGAGGAUACAUUUUACCUCUACGAAAUCAUGUUAAAUAUUUUGUACUUCUUUUUGUUCUGUCUGAGUUUAACAAAAUUAGUAAUAAGCAGAUCUGUGUCAGAAAGCAGUACAAAGCUACCAGUAACUUCUGCUGAAGAAUCAUUAUUGAACGAGAUUCACGAAAAAAAAAAUAAAACCCAUGAUGAGUCAGAGUUGCCAAUCAAGGAUGAAGACUCUGCCAGGGGUCCUGAGAAUAAUGAGCCAGAGUCGACAGUACUUCCAGUUGAAAAUUUACUAGAGAUGGUGCAGAUUGAGAUAAAAGAAUCAGAAGAUACGAAUAAAACGCAGUACUUCGAUUUGCUUACGCACCUCAAAGAACAACUCGGCGAAGAUGCCCAAAAAGUCAAGGUGCUUUUUAAGAAUGUUUGGAGAGUUGUUGACUUGGGAGUAAGAGGAAGCCCAAGACGUCAAAGAAGUGUAAUGACAAUCCAAGGCUUGCUUCAAUCUCUAAAAGAUCUUUGGAGAUGGUUUUGUCAUCGUAUUUUCUCAAUGACGACUUGGUACAAACCAUAUCACAACGAAAAAGAAAUCAACGAGUUGGAUAAAUUGGACCACGAAGCGAAAAGAAAACUUCUUGAAGCUCAUUCUGAAGAAAGAGAAAAUUAUUAUUCUACAACUCCACCUAAAGAAGAAAAGAAAGGUUAAUAUUAGUAGGUACUAUAUUCCUACCACCAUCAACAUAGACAAUAUACCAGAUACUUUUCAACUGUUCAUUCUACAUUUUAAUAAAAAAAACAACUGAAAAUCGUAGCAGCAGAAAAUACAUAGGUAACCA
Molecule: messenger RNA, 891 nt
Organism: Planococcus citri (citrus mealybug)
Lineage: Eukaryota; Metazoa; Arthropoda; Insecta; Hemiptera; Pseudococcidae
Exons: 10
Coding region: 105-761 (218 amino acids)
Source: RefSeq, a predicted model, not a curated record